AUGGCCAACUACAACUACGAUGAAGGGGGCCAUAUGGCUGCCUACUUUAUAAUAUCGUUCCUUGCUCUAAUUCUUGUACCUCUCACCGUUUCCUCGGUCUCCAAAUCAUCAGGGAGGAAAAUAACAGGGGGCUGUCGCUGUAAAUCAUGCUUGGAGCAACGUGCUCGAAUAUCGAAACGCGAACGGGGUUCAUUGCUGAAUCCAAAGCUAAGCCGAAAAACUAUAUUCCUUAUCCUUGGAUGGUCACUCUUUGCCUACCUGUCAUUCAAAGUCGGCAACGCCAAAUUGGACAACAAGAUAUAUGACCCUUUCGAAAUCUUGGGUAUUAAGAGGGGAACGACAGAGAAGGAGAUCAAGUCACAUUUCAAGAAACUAUCUCGCAAAUUCCACCCAGACAAGGUCAAGCCAUCUGGUAAUGACACCAUCGAAACCAUUGCAAACCACUUCGUCGACCUCACCAAGGCCUAUAAAUCGUUGACCGACGCGACAAUCCGUCAGAACUGGGAACUCUAUGGACAUCCUGAUGGAAGGCAGGAGAUGUCUAUGGGUAUUGCAUUGCCAAAGUGGAUCGUCGAGGGAAAGAACAACAUAUACGUCCUUGGUUUCUACGCACUCGCCAUUGGCUUGGGUCUCCCAUUGCUGGUCGGUCGUUGGUGGUUUGGUAGUCGUCAGCGCACCAAAGACGGUGUCAACGCAAAAUCCGCCGCAGCCUUCUUCAAGACACUGAAAGAGGAAUCGGCCAUGGCAGACGUUGUCGGCUCCCUUGGCAAAGCUUAUGAAUAUGAGAACCCAUCCCCCAUCACCAGCGCAGCGGAACGAGAGGAAUUGAAGGCCCUGGAGAAGGAGAUUGCCUUGUUGGCGGACAAGAAAUGGACGGACGUCAAGAAACUAAUCGAGACGGACGAUGGAAAGGGCCCAGCUUUCGAAACCCGGUGGAAAGCCCUCGUUCUGAUAUAUGCUCACUUACUCAGAUUACCAGUCAAAGCUCCAUCCCUGCAGCAAUACCAAACCCGUGUCCUUCUACAAACACCUCUCCUCCUAAACGCUCUCCUCCAAAUCGCUACCGCACGAAACUGGCUCCGCCCCACCAUAGCUGUUAUGCGUCUCCACGCUUUCCUCGCCCAAGCUAUCUUCCCCGCAUUCACCCACAACGACAACAUCAAGCGUAUAAAAUUCACGCAGCUGACAGAUAUCAAGGAGCCCGAAGCCGUCUCAAUAUCCCCCGAGGCCACGAAGUUGGAGGAACUGGUUUCCACCCUAGAAAAGAAGGGCGAUCCACGAGCGGCUGACGCCAAGAAGGUCAUCGAGAAGUGGGGUCGGCUGGAACUUGUCGACGCUGCUUUCCAAGUCAUUGGUGAACGCAUCGUCACCCCUGGGUCUAUUGUAUUUUUGGUCGUCAAACUGAGGGUCUCGCCGCCGGGUUCACAACCAUCCGAGGAGAAAGACCUUGGUGUAGAUGAGACCAAACGGUUGAUCAAGCUCAACGAAGACAAAGACAACGAAUUCUUGUUGAGUCGGAACAAUGUCGAAGAGCGCCCUGACGAAGAUUCCCUCGGCGAAUACGCACACACACCUCUCUGGCCUGGCAAUCGCAAGCCUUCAUGGUGGGUCGUCAUCGCUGAUGAUAAGACUAGCCGAGUCGUCGUUCCUCCCAUGAAAGUCACCGAUGUACCCUACUCUCAAGUCGACUCCGACCGCAACUUCCGCUCAUACAAAAUGCAGUUCCAAGCCCCCCAAUCUGUCGGCCUCUUCACAUGGAAGCUUUAUAUCGUCAGCGACACGUUCGUCGACGAAGAAGUAACUAAAAGCAUUACCCUGAAAAUCGAGGAUGUCUCAGCUCUAAACGCGGAUGAAAAGGAGUCAGAGGAUGACAUCUCCGAUCCGGACGAAGACACUCUUGCUGGCCAGAUGGCGGCCAUGCGCGGGCACAAAGUCAAGAAGAGAGGCGACGAAGAGGAGGAUGAGGAUGACAGUGAUGACGAGAGUGGUACCGAUGAUGAUGAGAAGAAUGCUGAUAGUAGUGAUAGCGAUAGUGAUUAG
Pleurotus ostreatus (oyster mushroom) is the source of this 2040-nucleotide messenger RNA. It is a transcript of the gene SEC63, whose product is annotated as secretory subunit. Gene Ontology annotation, cellular component: Sec62/Sec63 complex. Gene Ontology annotation, biological process: post-translational protein targeting to endoplasmic reticulum membrane; SRP-dependent cotranslational protein targeting to membrane. The record is from RefSeq and is a predicted model, not a curated record. Lineage: Eukaryota; Fungi; Basidiomycota; Agaricomycetes; Agaricales; Pleurotaceae. The coding region runs from base 1 to 2040 and encodes 679 amino acids. The transcript is spliced from 11 exons. Gene Ontology annotation, molecular function: transmembrane protein transporter activity; RNA binding.